Alosa sapidissima (American shad) is the source of this 3639-nucleotide messenger RNA. Its product is annotated as CMP-N-acetylneuraminate-beta-galactosamide-alpha-2,3-sialyltransferase 1-like. Lineage: Eukaryota; Metazoa; Chordata; Actinopteri; Clupeiformes; Clupeidae. Gene Ontology annotation, molecular function: beta-galactoside (CMP) alpha-2,3-sialyltransferase activity. Bases 1011 to 2015 code for a protein of 334 amino acids. The transcript is spliced from 7 exons. The record is from RefSeq and is a predicted model, not a curated record.
CCCGUUUGUAGGAGAGCAGUUGACUCCACUGUUUGAUGCAGCGCAAAGCUGCUGAACAUUGUGAAUCUCCCCCGCGGAGCCAUCCGUUAGCGCGUUAGGGAAAGAGAGAGAGGGUUUGUUUUGUAGCCUACCAAGGGCGAUUACUGAAUCAUUGAAAUGCAACGGUCAACCUGGUAGUUUUGUCUUAGCUGUUUUUUAAGUGCAGAUGACAACAUAACAUAUAAAAGCCAGCACUACCCGCCGCUGCCAGACCGAACCCCCAAGAUAACGGUUUUGCGUCCAUCUACAUGCGCUCGCAGGAGAUUUCCCGUGGAUGAUUGUGAAAGACGGACUUGACCGGUCAGUGACUUCAUUAAGUCAACAGACGGAAUGCUCGGUGGCAAGGUCACUCCUCCACCACUCCUCUGAUAAAAGCCUGGUUGGAAGGCUGGCACUUUGGGAGGACCCAAUAAGACUAGGACUGGAAAUGUGGGAGCUGGAAUUUUGGCUCAUGCACACACUUCCAUCAGCUAUUUCGGAUUGAUGAUUAAUGAUGGAUUAACAGUCGGCGAAUCUCCAAGGCACUGGAAAAGACUCAGCAGGCUUUGCUGAGAGAGAAAGAAUUAACACCAGAGGCAGUUUAACUUUUUUUUUGCUUGUUUUUAAUUCUCUCUGAGGAUCCUUACUGCCAACUACAGGUAUAAACACAGACUUUAUGUGGCAAGGAUUUGGUGGAUUUAUCCUGGAGAGUGCGAUGCAGGCUCCAACAGCAGGUUGGCUCUGCAGUGGGAUUUUGUCGCAAGCCUGCAGAAUGGGGAAUAUGGACAACCUGGCGUGAAGGCACAAUUUGAUCUCUCCCUGGUGCUGUCUGUUCCCCAUCACUUCCCUCUGUCCUCGGCUACGCUUUCCCUCCCUCCCUCCCUUCCCCAAUCCCUCCCUUCAUCACCCUCUCCCUCCCUCCAUCCGUCUCUCCCUCCAUCUCUCCCCCUGGGUCCUGUUGUGUAGAGCGCAGGGCCUUGCUGUGCCUCGCCAUGUCUCUGCUCAAGCUGCGAAAAUUCCGGGCCCUGACCCUCCUCUUCUGCGUCAUUACAUUCACCACGGUGCUGUUCAACUACACACUCCGCGAUCCGUCCGGCUACUUCCUCAAGUACGCCUUCCGCCUGUCCGACAGCCUCUUUCCCAAGGGCCCAUGUGGCUGCAGGCGGUGCCUGGCAGACCUGGAGGAUGACCCCUGGUUCGCCGAGAGGUUCAACCAGUCCUUCCACCCGCUGAUGUCCAGGAAGGGAAGUUUGCUCACCGACGACACCUAUAGAUGGUGGCAGUGGCUGCAGGCUGAGAAGCAGCCAGCCAACUUUAGUGAGGUGGUGGACAAGCUCUUCCAGAUCAUUCCGGAUAAGGAGUUCUACAUGGACUCCGGGCCGGACCGCUGCCGGACCUGUUCUGUGGUGGGAAACUCUGGGAACCUCAAGGACUCUCACUACGGUCCUCUCAUUGAUGCUAGCGAUUUUGUCAUCAGGAUGAACCAGGCUCCUACCGAGGGUUUUGAGGAGGACGUGGGACGCAGGACCACCCAUCACCUCAUGUACCCUGAGAGUGCCGUGGACCUGGACAACAGGACCUGCCUCAUCCUCAUCCCAUUCAAGACCUUGGACCUAGAGUGGCUCAUCAGCGCUCUGACCACUGGCACCAUCACGUAUACAUAUUUACCUGUCAUCGCAAACAUAAAGGCCAGCAAGGAAAAGGUGAUGGUGUACAGUCCCAGCUUUUUCAAGUAUGUCUAUGACACAUGGCUGGAUGGCCAUGGCAGAUAUCCCUCCACAGGGUUUCUCACUCUCAUGUUCGCCAUUCAUGUGUGUGAUGAGGUGAGCGUGUAUGGGUUUGGAGCAGACCAGAAUGGAAACUGGCACCAUUACUGGGAAGACAACCUCUUGGGAGGCGCUUUCCGCCACACUGGUGUCCAUGACGGAGAUUAUGAGUACAACGUUACUAUGCUGUUGGCAGACAAACACAAGAUCAAGCUGUUCAAAGGGAGCUGAAAUCACACCCAACGGGGGGGAGGCAAGGAAAACACGCCUGGUUUGAUGACUAAGUCACUCAAUCGCACAGUUCCUCGCACUGUGACUAGUUACAGGAAGCGCACAAAGAAAUGCAUUACACAUAGAACUGGUGAUCCUUCUUGAAUUUCAAUAAAGUAUCUAUCUAUCUAUCUAUCUAUCUAUCUAUCUAUCUAUCCUGCCAAGAGAUCUAAUCUUGCCAUGAUCUUGUUUGCCAUUAUUUCAAGAAGAAGAACCCCAUUCUAAUAUGUUCUAAUGCAAGGUAAUAUCAGAUGAAUUGUUUGAGGGCUUGUGAAACCACAUGAAACUUGAACUUAGUGAAAACUGGUUGCGUCCUCUUUCUCAAGAGGGGUAAGUCUCUACCCUCCAUUUGUUUUUCACUAUGAUGUUGAUAUCAAUCAAUGGCUGUGUCUCAAGCCGUCUACUAUGUAGUGCAGAUAUUGGGACAAUACUAACCAUCGAAAAGUGGGCAUAAUGCCAGUUAGCGCUCAGUACACACUAGCAGUGUACUGACUGAAGUAAGUGGUUUGAGACACAGCCAAUCUGUUUACAUGUACCUAGAGCUUGUGUUAGUUACAACUGAAACCACAACUGUGAAACAGUGGCAUGAUAGUAUUGGCUUUGGCAUCAAUAAUAUGGGACAGCAGUAUAAGUUUUCCUUCAUGACAGUUAUAGUGAACCUGGCUUGGCAAAUCAGUCAGGUUCCUCCAUUUGACAAGACUGGCAGAGGGCCAUUCUCAUUGGACCUGCUUACAUUGUUUCUCAUUGGACCUGCUUACAAUGACCAGAUGGCCGUAAAAAAUUAUGGGUUGGUUGCUGUGUGGGAGAGUGUGUUGUGUUUGGCAUGUCUCUUUAUCUUAGUGUUUGUGUUUGUGUGUGUGUGUGUGUGUGUUUGUGUGUGUGUGUGUGUAUGUGUGAGUGUGGAUCUGAGAGCUUGCAUGCCAGCUAUCACGCAUGACUGUGAUCACCAUAUUGGUCCAAGGUGUGAGACGAGAGCCACACUGUGAUGGACAGGAUGUCAGUUGCUGUGCCCACACAACCUCCAGUCUCACCUGGCCUUCAUUUGCUUCCAGUCCAGUCCACAGCUUGUGUGUGCAGUGAUAAAAUGCAGCCAUUGCUCAGCUUUUGACCAGUUACCUUACUUGCCUACUAUCUACAGUUCCAAGCCUGUGUCAACACAUCCAAGGCCGAUGUUGACAUGUUCUACAAUACAGUUAUGUAAUGUUUUGUCAUGUUUUCAGGUCUCUGUCAGAAAUUCUCUCUUUUUGUAAUGAUGUGUGAAUGAUGGGGACAAAUGUACAAGAAACCCAUCCAGUAGGCUACACCACUAAUGCCUGCCCUUGACUGAAACCUUGAGUGAACAAGGCAAUUUUUUGAAGAACCAAAAUGUUGUCUUGGAAAUAAUGGACUGAUGAAUGCUUCACUAAAUGAAGUGCCUUAUUUCAUUUAGUACUUCUAUUUGUUUUGUAGGCAAAGUUGUACGGUGCCUUUAAAUGUUAUCACCAGUUUUCUAUAUUUGAUAGAUGUGUUUUGUCCUCUGAAAAUGUCAAUGAAGCAUCAUCAAUGACAUAGUUAUAUCAUGUUUAUUUACAUAAAAUGUUAUUUA